Molecule: messenger RNA, 261 nt
Organism: Staurois parvus
Lineage: Eukaryota; Metazoa; Chordata; Amphibia; Anura; Ranidae
Source: the annotation of a GenBank genome assembly
AUGUUUCUUUUUUUCAGAGUUGAAGAAAGUUUUAAGACUUUAUUCUGGGCAAUUUUUGGGCUCUCAGAAGUGAAAUCAGUUGUCAUCAACUACGGACAUAAAUUUAUAGAGAAUAUCGGCUAUGUUCUCUAUGGAGUGUACAAUGUGACCAUGGUGAUUGUCUUAUUAAACAUGCUGAUCGCCAUGAUUAACAACUCAUUUCAGGAGAUUGAGGUGAGCUGUAGCUUCUUCAAUGCUUGUGUAAAAAACAAUUUUCAGUGA